Messenger RNA from Quercus robur (English oak), 3219 nucleotides. Its product is annotated as translocase of chloroplast 90, chloroplastic. Gene Ontology annotation, biological process: protein targeting to chloroplast. The coding region runs from base 360 to 2786 and encodes 808 amino acids. The record is from RefSeq and is a predicted model, not a curated record. Gene Ontology annotation, cellular component: chloroplast outer membrane. Lineage: Eukaryota; Viridiplantae; Streptophyta; Magnoliopsida; Fagales; Fagaceae. The transcript has 4 exons. Gene Ontology annotation, molecular function: GTPase activity; GTP binding.
UUGUCUUAUCCCUAGCAUCUAGGACGCAACCAGAGUUCACCAAACAAAACCACCACACAAAGCACAAAACACAAACACAGAGACCGAUUAAACACACAAACAAAAGUCCUUAUCUCUCUGUCUUAUCUCUUCCUUCUUGUUCUGCAACCUCGUCCGCUCCUCGUUUUCACCACCGCACACGUGGGCUUCCCUCGUUUCGGGUCCUGAAUCGGGUACCCAAAUGCCUUCGUGGGUCUCCAAUUAGGGUUUCACAGCUCUAGUAUAGUUUUUUUUUUUUUUUUUCUCGAAGGAGCUCCUACUAUCCCAUUCAGCCUUUUUGACUUCGAAAAUUUCUUUACAUUUCAGACAGCUCUUGAUGAAUGGAUCACAACAGGUGUGGAAAUGCUUUUCCAAGGAUGAAGAGUAUUAGGGAUUGGGUUUUUUCUCAUUUAGUAUCCAUGUCAUUGGUCUCAUCUAGACCAUUAUCGGGCAGUGACAGUUUUUUUAACGAGGGACGUCUUGAUGAAGAACUUGAUGACCAAGGUUCAACUCACACAGCCAGUUUGGUUGCACCACCAGUACUUCCUGAUGGAUCACGUGCUUCUUAUGGUAAUCAUGAACAUCAGCAUAAUCCUUCCCUGCAGCAGGAUUCUGUUCAAGACUCCUACCCUCAUGGCUCUAAUAAAAAAAAGAUGGAUCCAUUGGCGAAGAUUGAGGAUCUCCAAGUAAAGUUUUUGCGCCUUCUCCGAAGGCUUGGGCUGUCACAGGAAAAUCUUCUGGUUGCAAAAGUUUUAUAUCGGAUACACCUAGCAUCCUUGAUACAAGCUGGGGAAUCAGAUGUGAAAAGAGUUAACCUUGGAAGCAAUAGAGCCAAAGCAGUUGCAGCAGAACAAGAGGCAGCUGGCCUGCGUGAAUUGGAUUUCUCAUUUAGAAUACUUGUCCUAGGCAAAACAGGGGUUGGCAAGAGUGCUACCAUAAAUUCUUUAUUUGAAGAAAUGAAAACUGUGACUGAUGCAUUUCAACCAGCCACUGAUCGCAUCCAAGAGGUUGCAGGAACUGUUAAUGGGAUUAAAAUUACUGUGAUCGAUACCCCUGGUCUUUUGCCUUCUUCUUCCAGUAAUGUGAGAAGAAAUAAGAAGAUUUUGUUAUCUGUGAAGAAAUUCAUAAAAAAAUCACCGCCAGAUAUUGUUUUGUACUUUGAACGCCUUGAUGUCAUCAACAUGGGCUUUACCGAUUUCCCUAUUUUGAGGCUUAUAACUGAAGUUUUUGGUACUGCAAUUUGGUUCAACACCAUCCUUGUAAUGACCCACUCUUCCUCAGAUCUGCCCGAAGGUCCCAAUGGUUAUCCUGUCAACUAUGAGUCAUAUGUGACCCAAUGUACAGAUUUGGUGCAGCACUAUAUACACCAGGCAGUGUCUGACUCAAGACUUGAAAACCCUGUCCUUUUGGUAGAGAACCAUCCUCAAUGUAAGAAAAACAUUAUGGGGGAAAAAGUACUUCCAAAUGGACAGGUUUGGAAAUCUCAAUUCUUGUUAUUAUGCAUUUGUACUAAAGUUCUGAGUGAUGUCAAUUCCCUCUUGAAGUUUCAAGACAGCAUUGAACUGGGACCAUUAAGUACUGCCCGGCUGCCCUCUCUGCCCCAUCUUCUCUCAUCUCUUCUACGACAUCGCUCUAUAUCAAGUCCAAAUGGAAUGGAUGAUGAAAUUGAUGAGAAUUCACUUUUAGACACGCAGGAAGAAGAUGAAUAUGAUCAAUUACCUUCAAUCCGAAUCCUGAAAAAAUCUCAGUUUGAGAGAUUGACGAACUCACAGAAAAAAGACUAUCUUGAUGAGCUGGAUUAUCGGGAAAUCCUUUAUCUGAAGAAACAGUUGAAGGAAGAUUAUCAGAGGCGAAGGGAGAAUAGGCUUUCCAAAGAGGAAAAUUUGGUGAAUGAUGAUAAUUCCGAUAGCCAGCAGGUGUCUCCAGAGGCCGUUUUGUUACCAGAUAUGGCAGUUCCCCCAAGUUUUGACUCGGAUUGCCUUGUACAUAGAUAUCGUUGCCUUGUCACAGGUGAUCAGUGGCUUGUGAGACCUGUUCUUGAUCCCCAAGGGUGGGAUCAUGAUGUGGGCUUCGAUGGAAUAAGCCUUGAAUCAGCUUUGGAACUAAAUAGGAAUGUCUUUGCCUCAGUCACAGGACAGAUGAGCAAGGACAAGCAGGAUUUCAGUAUCCAGUCGGAGUGUGGUGCAGCUUACACAGAUCCCAAAGGGCCUACUUAUUCUGUUGGUCUUGAUGUUCAAUCUUCUGGUAAGGAUAUGAUAUAUACAGUUCAUAGCAACACAAAGUUGAGGAACCUGAAGCAGAGCGUUGCUGAUUGUGGACUUUCUUUGACAUCUUUUGGGAACAAUUGCUAUGUUGGUGCCAAGCUUGAAGAUACCAUAAUAGUGGGGAAUAGGUUGAAGUUUAUGGUGAAUGCUGGGCGAAUGGGGGGUUCUGGACAAGUGGCAUAUGGUGGGAAUAUUGAAGCUACUUUAAGAGGGAGUGACUACCCAGUGAGAAAUGAUAAUGUCAGUCUGACAAUGACAAUCCUCUCCUUCAACAAAGAAAUGGUUUUAGGUGGAAGCAUACAGUCUGAAUUCCGGAUGAGCAGAGGCUUGAGAGUAUCAGUUAAUGCCAAUUUAAAUAGUCGCAAAAUGGGACAGGUUUGCAUAAAAACAAGUAGCUCUGAGCAUUUGCAGAUUGCUCUGGUUGCAGCCUUCACAAUUUUCAAGGCUCUACUACGCAGAAAGGCAAUUGAGAGUAGAAGUAGGGAAACAUUAGAGAGUGGAUAAUUAGCUGAUGCUGUUUUGCUGCUAGAUAGUUUUGGUCUUGAGAGGAUUCUGUAGUGGCAAAUCAAUCUAUAUGCGGAACUAAGGCAUGGACCUUUUGCUCGUGAGGAGGAAAGAAAGACAUGGGCAUUUUUAAGUGGCUAUUUGAUAUUAUUCCUUGUGUGUAAGAUGCAUACAAUGGAAGUAUGGCAAGGAAAUCUAGCAAGCUGUAACUAUUAUGCCAUCAAACCAGGGUUCUCAAUUUCAUAUCACUGCAAGUAUCCAGUCUAGCUGAUAGCCUUGGCCACACAUGUUUUAAAUCAAGAGGUAAUAACUGUACAGAAAAUCAUAGAAGAUGAGGGUUUUUCUCCCCUUAUCUUUUUUCUUUCUGGUAAUUCUUAAAUUAGACCGACUGGCUCAUCCCAACAUUUCUAAUGGAUGUUCGAGAUUCGAAACC